Mobula hypostoma (lesser devil ray) is the source of this 1768-nucleotide messenger RNA. RefSeq names its product SRSF protein kinase 3-like. Gene Ontology annotation, biological process: peptidyl-serine phosphorylation; spliceosomal complex assembly; regulation of mRNA processing. Gene Ontology annotation, molecular function: ATP binding; protein serine/threonine kinase activity. NCBI's taxonomy places the organism in Eukaryota, Metazoa, Chordata, Chondrichthyes, Myliobatiformes, Myliobatidae. The coding region runs from base 447 to 1622 and encodes 391 amino acids. Gene Ontology annotation, cellular component: nucleus; cytoplasm. The record is from RefSeq and is a predicted model, not a curated record. The transcript is spliced from 13 exons.
AUAGUCAGCAGCUUCCCGGCUGGAGAAGCCCCAGCAAUUUAAAACAGACAGCACUCCAUGUAAACUGAGGUUCCCUUUUGAAGGCGGUUUCCUUUUUUUUUGCAAUGUAAACUAUAAAUCUAGAAUAGGGCAUUGUAAACGGAUAUUCCCGUAAAUUGAUCACAGCGGGACUUUAUUCCUGAGUUGUAGCUGAAUCUUGAUCGAAACCCAGAUUGAAUUAAAGCAGUCACACUGACAGCAAUUCUUCAGGGCGGACUUUUCCUGUUAUAGGAGAUAAUUUGUGAACCCACACACCGGAAAAACGGAUCAAGAGAAUGCAGGAAGAUCAACUGAUUACUUUCUUUUGAAUAUAUUCCUGCUUGUGUGUUACCGAGCAUUGUCAUUUCUAAUUCCGAUAUAAAGGACAAGAGGUUCCUGGCCAAGAGCACACGAGUCGAGUCGCCAAUAUGUCGAGGCAGUUUGUUGAGGAGGGAGAGGAAGACCCAACAGAGUACUGCAUUGGAGGUUACCAUCCAGUGAAAUUAGGAGAAAUUUUUAAUGGAAGAUAUCAAGUAAUGAGAAAGUUGGGAUGGGGCUUUUACUCCACAGUGUGGCUUUGUUUGGACCUGCUAAAAAAUAAAUGUGUGGCAGUGAAGGUGGCGAAGAGUGGAAGUGGGUUUACAGAGGCUGCCCAGGACGAGAUCAAGCUUCUCAAAUGUGUGAGAUGGAAAUGCUCAAAGGAUCCAGAUAAGGAACGAAUUGUCCAACUAUUAGAUGAAUUUAUAAUCACUGGUCUGAAUGGUGUCCAUGUGUGUUUAGUUACUGAACUACUAGGUAAUCAUCUUUAUCAUUGGAUUAUUAAAUCCAAUUGGCAGGGGCUACCCAUGCCUUGUGUCAAGAAAAUCAUUCGACAGGUUCUACAAGGGUUGAACUAUCUGCAUACCAAGUGCAAGAUCCUGCAUACGGAUAUCAAACCAGAUAACAUUCUUCUCUGUGUCAACCAACAAUAUCUCAAUCAGAUAGCUGUUUCCAUGCAACCAGGAGCUGGAAAAGAAGCACGGAGUCUAACAGGAGAAAUUAACACAGAAUAUUCACUCCCGAACCCUUUGGAUCCUAAAUAUGCUGAAGAAAUAAGUGUAAAGAUUGUGGACCUGGGAAGCGGUUGCUGGACAUUCAAACAUGUUACAGAGAAGAUCCAGACAAGACCGUACCGUGCACUGGAGACCAUCCUUGGCGCUGGUUAUGGGCCUCCUGCUGACAUUUGGAGCACAGCUUGUGUGGCAUUUGAGUUGGCAACAGGUGAAUACUUGUUUGACCCUCGACCUGGAAAGACCUUCUCUGAAGAUGAGGACCACAUUGCACAUAUUAUUGAGCUGCUUGGGAGAAUCCCCUUGAAGUGUGCAUUCUCUGGCAAGUAUUCCAAAGAUUUCUUCAACCUUAAAGGUGAGCUACGUCAUAUCAAGACACUAAGACCUUGGGGAUUGUAUGAUGUUCUCAUCGAGAAAUAUGACUUCCCAUUGGCUGAUGCAGCAAUGUUUUCAGAUUUCCUUCAUCAAAUGCUUUGCUUUAUACCAGAAAAAAGGGCAACUGCAGAACAUUGUCUCCAACACCCAUGGCUGAACACUGAAGACUCUUUCAGUUAGAUUUCUAUUACCCAUUAUAAUAGAGGUAUACCUUCCCAGUGGAUAAUGGAUAUUGCUAAAAUUGAUUGAGUCCUAGAGUGUGGCUUGAUAUGAUCUGUGCAGGAAUAUGUAAAUCAAUGGAAUAAAGUUAAACUCAAUAAAUUCAA